AUGGAAAAAAAGAUACGAUUAUUUCACAAUUCAUUUUCACAAGAAAAACUCACCUUGAUUCAUUCAUGCUCCAACUUCUGCAAAAUCAUACUAAAAGCUCACAUAAAUUUCUCUUCUCUCCUCAUGUUCUACUUCAUCUCCAUCAUUCCUCAACUGGCAGAAAAAAUCAUAAAUUCUCUCUUUCUUCUCCUCUCAUCAACUUCAUUCUUCAUUCUGCAAGAGAGUCACCAAACACAGAAAAUUCUCUCUGUCCAUCUUCAUCUUCAACCUGCAACACCAGCACGGAAAACUCACCAAUCUUCCUCGAUUUUCUUUAUUGUCAACAUAACAAAAUCUCACUGCUUCAAGAACGAACAACAACACCACUUCAACUUUCAUCGUUCUUCAAUUUGCAUCAACAAUAACAUCAUCUUCAAUUUCUAA
Messenger RNA from Vicia faba (fava bean), 423 nucleotides. Lineage: Eukaryota; Viridiplantae; Streptophyta; Magnoliopsida; Fabales; Fabaceae. The record is from the annotation of a GenBank genome assembly.